Dicrocoelium dendriticum is the source of this 1068-nucleotide messenger RNA. The record is from the annotation of a GenBank genome assembly. NCBI's taxonomy places the organism in Eukaryota, Metazoa, Platyhelminthes, Trematoda, Plagiorchiida, Dicrocoeliidae.
CGAGUUCGCGCGAUGCUUCCUGCAGUCAAACUUUCAUCGGAAAUGAAAGUGGUCAACUGCUCAGCCCAGGUUAUCCAGAAAACUAUACGACCUCGGAAUUCUGCAAUUAUGCCAUCCAACUUCCGUCCAACCGUCAAGUCAACCUAACAUUCACCGAAGUUGAAUUAGAGAGAUGGAAUAAUUCACUGGUCGACUUUAUCGUGUUAUUCGACGGUGUGGACUGCAUGUCCCAGAGAAUUGCCGCCGUGGUUAACAUCAGCACUCCAAGCUACAUUUCCAGUGGCAAUAGCAUGGUUGCGCUCUUCACCUCAGAUAUCAACACUCAAACUGGCGCAUUUGCCGCCAAAUUUACAACAGUGAGCAGAUCUGAACCGGUUCCGCCUUUUCCGGAAAAUAAAAUAUUGGAACGAUGUGGCGAAGACAUAAAAGCAAUAAAUGGAAAGCUGUUGUAUGAAGGAAAGGGAGGAGUCAACCAUCUAUGCAUCUGGAGAAUUACGGUCGAAUAUGGCAAAAUGCUUACUUUCAAUCUAACGAAGUUAUCUCUAAGUUACCCAAGGAACUGGCUACGUAUUUUGGAUGGAAGCGAUUGUGGUGCACCGGUUGUCUAUUUCGCAAACGGAGAUUCAGAAAAACGUCUCGUAUCACUGACUUCUACAACAAAUACAAUGAUGGUCAUAUUUGCUGAAAUAAAUGGGAACGGAACAGACAGGAUUGAGGCAGAUUAUUACAUGGUGUCUGCGACCCCUGGCUCUCAAUCGGAAGGUGAUGUAGUGUCAUCAGAAGCUGGUUCAAAAUUGAUAUCUAUUGCGGCCACAAAUCUGUUGCUCAUUACAGCGGCCCGGAUUUAUGCUUAAGGCUGAAAACUUUAGGAUUGGAAGCUUUAUAUCUCUCCCAGUUACAACUCCACAGGGCCUGGCAUUCAGCCGCGAACAUUUUCACUUCUUUUAUGUAGUGCAUACAAUUGUGUUUCAAACAAAAUUUGCGUCCUGUCAUCAAAUUGCAAUUGCUGCUUGUAUCUAUCUGGUUCCGUUAAUUUUAUAUAACAUAUUACAAGCGUAUUAACAGCAA